CAUUCCGAUCAUACUGCCGUCCUACAAUCACUCUUUUUACAGUUUCAUUUGCGGUGAAGCAUUAUCAUUCUCAUACCACUUUCCAGCUCACCAAGACCUGUUCCAGCUUGAAAACGGUCGUGUUGCUAUUCCCUCCCCAUGAUGACUUUCUGGGCAGGAUGGCAGUCUUGGGAGCAAAUGGUCUUUAUACUGGCAUGUGCCAUGGUCAUUGUUAUCAUCGUGGGCGGUUUUGUCGCUUGGUUCAAUAGAUGGAAGAUGCGCUUCUACACUCAAGCUUCAACAGAAAUGGCCGAUCGAGCCCAAACCAUGUAUCGACAGGAAUAUGGUCAGAGUGAUGUGCUAUUUGGGGCUCGAGCACUGGAAAGUGGUGUUCUUGUUGAGGGCAUUUAUAACCCUACACAGCAAACACCUCCUCGCGAUUUGACGUCAUUCAAGGUUGAUUCCUCUUCGAUAAACACACCGAGCCCAUCGCCUCCGAGAGCACCCCGAAGUCAACAACGUCGCUAUACAGCCUACACACCUUUUUAACCAUCAUCAUGUAAGCAGCCUAGCCAAGUUGAUGUUCUGCCACAUUAGUGCUGGCGAGAACA
Molecule: messenger RNA, 590 nt
Organism: Talaromyces proteolyticus
Lineage: Eukaryota; Fungi; Ascomycota; Eurotiomycetes; Eurotiales; Trichocomaceae
Exons: 3
Coding region: 139-528 (129 amino acids)
Source: RefSeq, a predicted model, not a curated record